This is a messenger RNA of Colletotrichum truncatum, 1299 nucleotides long. The record is from RefSeq and is a predicted model, not a curated record. Lineage: Eukaryota; Fungi; Ascomycota; Sordariomycetes; Glomerellales; Glomerellaceae.
AUGGCCGACUAUCAGAUCGGAAGUGAGCACCCCCAAUCGCUCAUCAGCGACUUCGUCAUUGUCGGUACUGGGUUUAGCGGCUGUUACGCUCUUCACAAAAUCAGGGAGCUCGGGUAUUCUGCAAAGAUCCUGGAGGCUGGUAGCGACUUUGGAGGCGUCUGGCACGUCAACAAAUACCCUGGAGCAGCACUCCGUCAUAUCAGUUUAGCCUGCCCAAAGUCUGGGAAACGUUCAACUUCGAGGAGAGAUACCCUGGGCAUGAAGAGAUUCGGCGACGAGGUAAAGUACGACUCGAAAAGUAAGAGGUGGCUUUUUCGCACAGAAAAAGGCCGGCGUAUCGAAUCGAGGUUCGCUAUUUUCGCCUGCGGAUCUUUCAAUAAGCCUUACAUUCCUGCUUUUCCCAACCUAAAUGCCUUUCGCGGCCUACUUAUCCACCCAUCGGCUUGGCCCGAAGGUGUCAAACUGGACGGCAAGAAAAUUGGUAUCAUCGGCCAGGGGGCAUCAGGGCUGCAACUCGUUCAAGAACUCGCGAAGCAGGAUAUUCUGUUGACUGUUUUCAUACGAGAACCAUGCCACACCCUUCCGAUGCAACAGAGGCGACUAUCAUAUCGAGAAUCCGAGGAGCUGAAAAACUACUAUGAUGGCAUAUUUUCCAAGGCUAAGUUCGGCUCUUCGUCAGCUAUAGGGUAUAAUCAGAACUCCGAUUUCUAUCACCAGGCAAGCGGCAGCGACAGGGUUACGCUUUACCAACGCCUGUGGGAUAGAGGGGGCUUUGGGUUGACGCUAUCGAACUAUCGAGAUAUUAUGUACGACAAGACGGCAAAUUCAAGCCUAUACGAGUUUUGGAUGCGUAAGACUAGGGCUCGAAUGUCUAAUCCUGAGAAGAUGGAUAUCGUUGCACCAUUGAAACAGUCUCAGUGGUUUGGCGCCAAACGAGUCAAUCUCGAGAUGGACUACUACGAAAUGCUAGACCGCCCGAACGUUAAGCUUGUUGAUCUCAAAAAAACACCGCUUAAAUCAUUCUCUCGAAAUGGCGUUGUGACUGAGGGCCACGACAGUACCUUGGACCAUCACGAACUGGACGUCAUGAUUUUGGCUACGGGCUAUGACUCCGUGACGGGAAGCUUAUUGGGUAUGAAUAUCCACGAUAGGCAUGGACUGCGCCUAGAAGAGAAGUGGAAAGACGGAAUAAGCACCGACCUCGGCAUGCUAGUACCUGAAAUGCCGAAUGCGUUUCUCCUGUACGGGCCUCAAGGGCCUAUAACUCAGACAAACGCCCCAUCUUUUAUCGAGUUGUAA